Sinocyclocheilus anshuiensis is the source of this 693-nucleotide messenger RNA. RefSeq names its product small ubiquitin-related modifier 3-like. The transcript has 4 exons. Gene Ontology annotation, molecular function: protein binding. The record is from RefSeq and is a predicted model, not a curated record. The coding region runs from base 188 to 487 and encodes 99 amino acids. Lineage: Eukaryota; Metazoa; Chordata; Actinopteri; Cypriniformes; Cyprinidae.
CUCCCUGCUGGGAAUCACGUGAUUUUACCCGGGCCAAUCAAAUGAGGGAAUCCGGUUUGCACGUUCUUGCAGAGCGCGGGGAGGACAGAAGCGGGCAGCAGCGCACUUGUGUUAGCGUUACAUCCACAUUACCGGGAGAAUCCUGCGUUUCUACAAAAAUGUCAGAAGAGAAGCCAAAGGUACAUGCAUGUCUCUGUGUUCUGAGCUCCAGCAGCACGGAGAGGAGGGCGUGAAGACAGAAAAUGACCACAUCAACUUGAAAGUGGCCGGUCAGGAUGGAUCUGUGGUCCAGUUUAAAAUUAAGAGGCAUACCCCCCUCAGCAAACUGAUGAAGGCCUACUGCGAAAGACAGGGUUUAUCUAUAAGGCAAAUUAGGUUCAGGUUUGAUGGUCAGCCAAUCAAUGAGUCAGACACACCUGCACAGCUGGAAAUGGAAGAUGAAGACACUAUCGACGUAUUCCAGCAGCAGACUGGAGGAGCCUGCUAAAGAUGAAGCACAUGUGAAUGAAGCUGGUUUAUUUGUGCUCUUCUUCACUUCCGCUGCAGUUCAGGGCUGAAAUUGAAAAGGUUUUGGAAAUCUAAUCUGUUUGUUAAUUUUAUUUUAUUUUUGGUUCCAUUUUUAAUCAUCUAAAGACCUCAUUUCCGUUUUUGCAAUGUUCUCCCUGAACUAAACUGGAAAUGACAGUUAGUAAU